UCCUUUGUGGAUUAAUUCCCACCUCUCCGAAAUAUUUGGAAACUGAUGUCUUAACUCAUUGGUUGUGCUCACAAGUUCUACUACUGCAAGUCCUUUUCUUUUAAUGGAUUGGUCUUUUGCAAGAAAUAGACAAAAUAUCAGUGUGAAUUAUAGCAAAGCCCUCUUCCAUGCUAUUAUGGGUGAAACUCUGGGAGAUUCUCUUAUUGACCCAGAAAGCGAUUCCUUUGCUGAUACACUGUCUGCAAGCACUUCACAAGAAAUUACCAUGGUUGACACCGAGAUGCCAUUUUGGCCCACCAACUUUGGAAUCAGCUCUGUGGAUCUCUCUGUUAUGGAUGACCACUCCCAUUCUUUUGACAUCAAACCUUUCACCACUGUGGAUUUCUCCAGCAUUUCCACUCCACACUACGAAGACAUUCCAUUUGCAAGAGCAGACCCAACGAUUGCUGAUUAUAAGUAUGACCUGAAGCUCCAAGAGUACCAAAGUGCAAUCAAAGUGGAGCCUGCAUCCCCACCUUAUUAUUCUGAAAAGACUCAGCUGUACAAUAAGCCUCAUGAAGAGCCUUCCAAUUCCCUCAUGGCAAUUGAAUGCCGAGUCUGUGGAGAUAAAGCUUCUGGGUUCCACUAUGGAGUUCAUGCUUGUGAAGGAUGCAAGGGUUUCUUCCGGAGGACAAUCAGAUUGAAGCUCAUUUACGAUAGGUGUGACCUUAACUGUCGGAUCCACAAAAAAAGUAGAAAUAAAUGUCAGUACUGUCGGUUUCAGAAAUGCCUUGCUGUGGGGAUGUCUCACAAUGCCAUCAGGUUCGGGCGGAUGCCGCAGGCUGAGAAGGAGAAGCUGUUGGCAGAGAUCUCCAGUGAUAUCGACCAGCUGAACCCAGAGUCGGCUGAUCUCCGGGCCCUGGCAAAGCAUUUGUAUGACUCAUACAUAAAGUCCUUCCCGCUGACCAAAGCAAAGGCGAGGGCAAUCUUGACAGGAAAGACAACAGACAAAUCACCAUUUGUUAUCUAUGACAUGAAUUCCUUAAUGAUGGGAGAAGAUAAAAUCAAGUUCAAACACAUCACCCCCUUGCAGGAGCAGAGCAAAGAGGUGGCCAUUCGCAUCUUUCAGGGAUGUCAGUUCCGCUCAGUGGAAGCUGUUCAGGAGAUCACAGAGUAUGCCAAAAAUAUCCCUGGUUUUGUAAACCUUGACUUAAAUGAUCAAGUAACUCUCCUAAAAUAUGGCGUCCAUGAGAUCAUUUACACGAUGCUGGCCUCCUUGAUGAAUAAAGAUGGGGUUCUCAUAUCGGAGGGCCAAGGAUUCAUGACAAGGGAAUUUCUAAAGAGCCUGAGAAAGCCCUUUGGUGACUUUAUGGAACCCAAGUUUGAGUUUGCUGUGAAGUUCAACGCACUGGAAUUAGAUGACAGCGACUUGGCGAUAUUUAUAGCCGUCAUUAUUCUCAGUGGAGACCGCCCAGGUUUGCUGAAUGUGAAGCCCAUUGAGGACAUCCAGGACAACCUGCUGCAAGCCUUGGAGCUCCAGCUCAAGAUGAACCAUCCUGAGUCCUCCCAGCUCUUUGCCAAGCUGCUCCAGAAAAUGACAGACCUCAGACAGAUUGUAACAGAACAUGUGCAGCUAUUGCAAGUCAUAAAGAAAACAGAGACAGACAUGAGUCUUCACCCGCUCCUACAGGAAAUAUACAAGGACUUGUAUUAGCAGAGAAGUCCGAGUUCACUGACCAUGUGUUCCUUCUUCCAAUUGCACUAUUAUUUUGAGGGGAAAUCUGACACCUAAAAAAUUUACUGUGAAAAAGCAUUUUAAAAAGAAAAGGUUUUAGAAUAAUAGAUCUAUUUUAUGCAUAUUGUUUAUAAAGAUACAUUUACAGUUUACUUUUAAUAUUAAAAAUUACCACAUGAUGAAA
Molecule: messenger RNA, 1898 nt
Organism: Lontra canadensis (Northern American river otter)
Lineage: Eukaryota; Metazoa; Chordata; Mammalia; Carnivora; Mustelidae
Gene: PPARG
Product: peroxisome proliferator activated receptor gamma
Exons: 7
Coding region: 104-1693 (529 amino acids)
Biological process (GO): cell differentiation; negative regulation of inflammatory response; regulation of lipid metabolic process
Cellular component (GO): nucleus
Molecular function (GO): RNA polymerase II cis-regulatory region sequence-specific DNA binding; zinc ion binding; nuclear receptor activity
Source: RefSeq, a predicted model, not a curated record